GACACCUCGUCCACUGUGCCACUCCACAAUCGGACUGCGCAACGCUGCCAAACUGGUCUGUUUCCAAUUCGCAAUUUGCUCUCUCGGACACAGCUCACAGCACAACACACGCGCUCCGAACAUGCUUUCCGUGUCCCAAUUCUCGCUUGCUCUCUUGCUGGUCGCCGCCACGGCUUCCACGGACGCCGUGCCGUCGGGCGACUACUACUCCGCCAUGCUUACAGCCGUCAACGCGGCACGCGCAAAGCAGGGAGUGCCGGCUCUUUGUAUGAACAAGAAGCUCCAAGCUGCUGCCCAGCGUCACUCGGACGACAUGGCGAAGAACAACUACAUGGCUCACGACGGCGCCGAUGGCUCUACGAUGUCGCAACGUAUCACCGAGGCCGGUUACGAAUGGGAUGGCUGCGCUGAGAAUGUUGCUGCUGGCCAGGAGGAAGUCGACUCGGUCAUGCAGGGAUGGUUGGACUCUCCGGGCCACUACGAGAACAUCAUGAACCGCGACUACACCAUGUUCGGCACGGCCUACUCGUACAACAAGGACACGACGUACGGAAUCUACUGGACUCAGGACUUUGCCAGCGGUGAAACGGAGGCGUGCGACGGCGGCAACUCCUCCACGCCGGUGACCCCCGCUCCCACCAAGUCUGUCCCCGAGCUCCCGGCCACUGUCAUCCCCAGCCAGGACACCCCGGCCACGAAGGGCCCUGUCGUCACCCCCGCUCCUACCACCCCGGCUCCUGUGUCUACCCCGGCUGCAACGACCCCGGCUCCCGUUGCCACUCCGGCCGCAACGACUCCGGCCCCUGAGGCCACUCCGGCCGCAACGACCCCGGCUCCUGAGGUCACCCCUGCUGCUACUACCACGCCUCCCUCGGCGUCUCAGAAGGAUUGCGAGUCGAAUUUCUAAGCAGAGCUGUAUGACGAGUAGGUGGAGAUGCGAACCCGAGUGUGGGUAGAGAGAUCUGUAGCGACAGAAAGCUUCCGAUCAAUACACCAUAAGAAAAAUUCAUAAAAUGAAAUUUAUGUACGUACGAACAGUGC
Phytophthora nicotianae INRA-310 is the source of this 1041-nucleotide messenger RNA. RefSeq lists its product as hypothetical. The coding region runs from base 122 to 907 and encodes 261 amino acids. NCBI's taxonomy places the organism in Eukaryota, Oomycota, Peronosporomycetes, Peronosporales, Peronosporaceae. The record is from RefSeq and is a predicted model, not a curated record. The transcript has 2 exons.